This is a messenger RNA of Lotus japonicus, 2853 nucleotides long. RefSeq names its product potassium transporter 5-like. The record is from RefSeq and is a predicted model, not a curated record. Gene Ontology annotation, biological process: potassium ion transmembrane transport. Lineage: Eukaryota; Viridiplantae; Streptophyta; Magnoliopsida; Fabales; Fabaceae. Gene Ontology annotation, molecular function: potassium ion transmembrane transporter activity. The coding region runs from base 19 to 2352 and encodes 777 amino acids. The transcript has 9 exons. Gene Ontology annotation, cellular component: membrane.
GAGACACUACUUACUGAAAUGCCUGCAGAUGGUGUGGGCAUGGUCAUUGAGGAAGGAGAGACAGAGACAUCAGCUAAGAGCCUCAAAGAGAGAAAGCUUUACCAUGUAGACUCCCUCAAUGUGGAAGCUGGAAAAGUUCUCAAGACUACAAGUCACAACACCACUAAGAUGAGUUGGAUAAGUACUCUGAGUCUAGCAUUUCAAUGCUUGGGUGUUGUGUAUGGUGAUCUAGGCACAUCUCCACUUUAUGUGUUUUCAAGCAUCUUCAGCAACGGUAUUAGUAACAAAGAUGACAUCCUCGGAGUCUUGUCUCUCAUGUUCUACACCAUUUUGUUGAUGCCUCUGCUUAAGUAUGUGUUCAUUGUACUAAGGGCAAACGACAAUGGCAAUGGUGGAGCGUUUGCACUCUAUUCACUGCUGUGUAGGCACGCUAAGGUGAGUUUGAUUCCAAAUCAGCAACCGGAGGACAAGGAGCUUUCUAAUUACAAACUCCAAACACCAUCUAAUGAGCUAAAAAGAUCCCAUCAAAAGCUAAAGCAGAUGCUUGAGAACAGUCAUUUUGCAAAGGUUCUGCUUUUAAAUAUAACCAUCUUGGGAACUACCAUGAUUAUAGGGGACGGCAUUUUCACUCCAGCUAUUUCAGUUCUUUCUGCAGUGAGUGGGAUCAGUACCUCAUUAGGUCAAGGUGUUGUUGUGGAGAUCACUAUAGCGAUAUUGUUCAUUCUUUUCGCUGCGCAACGGUUUGGCACUGAUAGAGUAGGAUUUACAUUUGCUCCAAUUCUUUCGGUGUGGUUUCUGUUAGUCGGAGGAACUGGUAUCUACAACUUGUUCAAAUAUGACAUUGGAGUUUUGCGUGCUGUUAAUCCAAUGUGCAUUGUUGAGUACUUCAAACGGAAUGGUAAACAAGGAUGGGUGUCACUUGGAGGGGUCUUUCUAUGCAUCUCGGGAUGUGAGGCUAUGUUUGCUGACUUGGGUCACUUCAGUGUACGAGCCGUUCAAAUUAGCUUUUCUUUUGUCACAUUUCCUGCUGUAUUGGCCGCAUAUUGUGGACAAGCAGCAUAUCUACGAAAAUUCCCUGAGAAUGUGUCCAACACGUUCUAUGCUUGUAUACCUCAUCACUUGUAUUGGCCAACAUUUGUUGUUGCUGUUGCUGCUUCAAUCAUAGCUAGCCAGGCAAUAAUUUCAGGAGCAUUUUCCAUUAUAUCACAGGCCCUAAGCAUGGGUUGUUUUCCAAAUGUUAAGGUUGUGCACACUUCCACUAAGCAUGAGGGUCAGGUGUACAUUCCUGAGAUCAACUACAUGCUCAUGAUUGGAUGCAUUGUGGUCAGUGCUGCCUUCAAAAACUCAGAACAACUUAGUCAUGCAUACGGGAUUGCAAUAAGUUGUGAUAUGAUAAUUACAACAUUCCUGGUUUCUGUUGUGAUGUUGGUUGUAUGGAAGAAGAGUAUAUUCUUAGUUGCUCUCUUCUAUUUUCCAUUCUCAUUCGUUGAAUUUGUAUAUUUAUCUUCACAACUCACCAAGUUCACAAAAGGAGGUUAUUUGCCUCUUGUAUGUGCUUUUGUCAUGACUAUGGUGAUGGGAACCUGGCAUUAUGUGCAAAAGGGAAGAUACAUGUUUGAACUGAAGAACAAGGUUGCCACUGGGUAUUUAAGAAUGUUGGCUAAUGAUCCGAACAUAAACCGGGUGCCCGGGAUUGGACUUCUUUACUCUGAGCUUGUCCAAGGCAUUCCUCCUAUAUUCCCACACUUCAUUGCCAACCUGCCAUGUGUCCAUUCAGUAGUUGUGUUUGUAACCAUCAAGGCAAUUCCUAUUAGCAGUGUUGCAAUUGAAGAGAGGUUUUUGUUUCAACAGGUGGAGCCGAAAGAAUACAGAAUAUUUCGUUGUGUUGUGAGGCAUGGUUACAGAGAUGUGCUUGGGGAUGUUGUGGAGUUUGAGUCCCAGUUAGUGCAGCAGCUGAAAGAAUUUAUCAGACACGAAAGCCUUUUGCUUGAGGUAGAGGAAACAACAACAGCAGAACAAGUACCUACUCCUACCAGUGAGAGUGAGAUAGAAGAAAUCACAGAUCAAGGUGCUUUAGCUAGGUCUCCUUCAUUUUCAGAUUGCAUUCAAUCAUUGGGUAUGACCAAGGGAGUUGAAAAGGAGAUACACUUUAUAAAGGAGGCAAUGGAGAAGGGUGUGGUGCAUUUGCUGGGGGAGGCAGAGGUAGUAGCAGAUCCAAAAUCAUCCAUCUUCAAUAAGAUAGUUGUCAAUUAUGCUUACAACUUCCUAAGAAAGAACUUUAGGCAAAAGGAUCUAUUGGUGGCAAUCCAUGGCAAGAGGCUUCUCAAGGUUGGAAUGACAUAUGAAAUAUGAUAUACAUGGCAUGCAUUGCAGAUUGUAAAAUAUGUGGUAUGUGACAAUUAAAAUAUGCUACUCGUUACUUCCAGAUACAACUUAAACUUGAAAGUUAAAUUGUAUCUCUUUUAAUUUUAUGUGCAAUUGUUUUCUGUGGACAUGACACACUUGGCAUUAGGAUUUUUGCACUGGGCUAUUUGUGGAAGGCUCAUUUGCUGUUUUUUUUUUGUUAUUAAAGUCUUGUGUAUGACAGACUUGUUUUCUUUAUUGUCUGGAAGGAGGUUAGUAGUGCAGGGCUUAUGUAUUAUGCGAGGUGGUGCUGUUAAGGGCUUUUAGGAAUUGAUGUACUCUUUUUCCUUCAGUAGGAUUUUUUUUCCCAAAUGGAUUUUUCCUAGUAAGGUUUUAAUGAGGCGUCUUUCCUAAGUUUUGAUCUUGCCCUCAAGGUUUUCAGUUUGGAUUGUUACCCUAUUACAUGGGAGGGAUUUUCCCUUGUGCUUUCAUCUCUUAAUAAAAUUUAUU